Lachnellula hyalina is the source of this 1140-nucleotide messenger RNA. RefSeq names its product Serine hydrolase-like protein. NCBI's taxonomy places the organism in Eukaryota, Fungi, Ascomycota, Leotiomycetes, Helotiales, Lachnaceae. The record is from RefSeq and is a predicted model, not a curated record. The transcript is spliced from 3 exons. The coding region runs from base 1 to 1140 and encodes 379 amino acids.
AUGACGGCUUUCAUAUAUCGGCUCCCUCGGCUAGAGCCUCGAAACCUUGCUCUCGUCGGCACCUCAGUCGCAACAACUCUCGCUCUUGUCGCCAUAACCAGAUAUGCAUUCCACUCAGCACCUCCCAAGACAAUACCCAGUCCAAGAACGGCCGUACUAUUGAUAUUAAGCAAAGAAGAGCAAGAUGCGCUGCCGUACCCGCCCGAUGCCUUCCCAGGCGCUCGGGACGUAGCCAGUCCAUAUGGCAUAUUCCGUGCCUAUGAGUUCGGUCCCGAGCAAGGCCGGAAGGUCUUGCUAAUCCACGGCAUCAGCACCCCCUGCCUCUCUCUGGGCGGCAUUGCCAACGCCCUCGUGUCUAAAGGGUGCAGAGUCCUCCUGCUUGAUCUCUGGGGACGUGGUUACUCAGAUAGUGUGGACCUUCCCCACGAUUCACGGCUCUACACCUCACAGAUACUGCUUGCGAUCACAUCCUCCCCGCUAUCGUGGACACCGGAGGGGUUCAGCAUUAUCGGGUAUUCGUUGGGCGGAGGCAUUGCGGCUGAUUUCGCUUCUUCUUUCCCCAACCUGGUGAGAGGCUUAGUAUUGCUAGCACCGAGUGGGCUGAUUAGGAAGAACCAUUUUGGAUGGCAGAGCAGGUUGCUUUACUCUGGAUUGCUUCCUACUUCUCUGCUUGAGACUCUCAUUCGGCGACGGCUAGGAGGCGGGUCGAGUAAUGCAAGUAGUGUCAAGCAGGAUGAUUUGGAGAAAGCUGUUCAGGAGGAAAUGAAGGGCAAUAGUAGCCAGGGUUUUGAUAAUACGCCUUUGAAUAAAGACCAUCCUAGUAUUACAGUUGGUGGUGCAACGGAUUGGCAGCUGGCGAACCAUGAAGGGUUUGUGAGGAGUUUUGUAAGCUCUAUUAGGUUUGCCAGUAUUGAAUAUGUUCAAGGGAGAUGGAGAAAUCUUGGCAGGUUGAAGGAGAAGAUUAUAAUCAUGGCGGGCGAAACGGAUCCAAUUAUUAUUGCCGAUGAGUUGCACAAAGAUUCUAAAGAAGAAAUUGGAGCAGAGAAAGUGGAAUUCAAAGUUAUUAGAGGAGGUCAUGAAUUCCCAAUUGCACGACCAGACGAAGUGGUGGAAGAGAUUGUUAGAAUUUGGGGAAUAUAG